UAAUACUGAACGACCAGGGACGCGGACUGUAGGAGCUGCUGUUUUUCCUCGAUCAUACACGCCGCUAAGUACUCGAAUACACCAGAAAAUGGGGAGAUAGUAUAUUUUAUAGUUAAUCAAGUUUUUCAGCGUAGUAGCUACCUUUUUAAGAUUGCGUUGAACAGACACGACACCAGCAGUUGCCACCAGCAUGGCAAACAAUGCCAACGCACCUGGGAAGGUCCUGGGAACUCCUGGACCCGCUGGAAGACUUAGUCCGGAGGGAAGUCAGGUCCUGAGUAAGAAGAAGCUUCAGGAUCUGGUCCGGGAAAUUGACCCAAAUGAGCAGCUUGAUGAGGAUGUGGAGGAGAUGUUGCUGCAGAUCGCUGACGACUUCAUUGAGAGCGUGGUGACUGCUGCCUGUCAGUUGGCUCGCCAUAGGAAGUCCAGCACCCUGGAAGUGAAGGACGUCCAGCUACACCUUGAACGCCAGUGGAACAUGUGGAUCCCAGGCUUUGGCUCCGAUGAGAUCCGCCCGUAUAAGAAGGCUUGCACCACAGAAGCCCACAAACAGAGAAUGGCACUGAUCCGCAAAACGACCAAAAAGUAGCAAGACCCAGCGCCCGUAUGACAAAAUCCUUUUUUCAAACGUUUCUGCUUUCUCUUGGGGUAUCGUAGGGUUUGGAUUGACAAAACUAUUGGGUUAAGGGU
This is a messenger RNA of Sardina pilchardus (European sardine), 690 nucleotides long. RefSeq names its product TAF12 RNA polymerase II, TATA box binding protein (TBP)-associated factor (gene taf12). Bases 191 to 589 code for a protein of 132 amino acids. NCBI's taxonomy places the organism in Eukaryota, Metazoa, Chordata, Actinopteri, Clupeiformes, Clupeidae. Gene Ontology annotation, molecular function: protein heterodimerization activity; TBP-class protein binding; DNA binding. Gene Ontology annotation, biological process: DNA-templated transcription initiation; RNA polymerase II preinitiation complex assembly. The record is from RefSeq and is a predicted model, not a curated record. Gene Ontology annotation, cellular component: SAGA complex; transcription factor TFIID complex; SLIK (SAGA-like) complex. The transcript has 6 exons.